UUAAUUUGAUGAUGACUAUAAUAAUGAUGAUGGCGAUUGAAAUGAUGAUGAUGUUGAAUUAUGAUAACUACGAAGAUGAUGCUGACGACGACUAUGAUAAUCAUGAUAGAACUGACGAAGUGCUAAUACUAGGAAAACAAAAUUGUGUUUUGUUUCACUAUAUUUAUGUAGUAAUUCAACGCACUUUCGUUUCGAAGACCGAAGUUGGAUUUGCACCAAAGUGCGGUAUUACAAUGCCCACUGGUUACACAAUAGCGAACAACUGCAGGGUUUAAGCGUUUUGAUUAAAGACCUGUUACACUAUAUUGGAUGGAUAUAAUGUGAACUAAACGUGUAUGUUCACAUGUCAGUGAUUGCGUUUAUAAACAAACAUGUGGCAAUAUUGCGAAUGAUUCUCCAACAAACGACAGACAUUACGUGUUUCCCUUUCUGCGCAGUUUGCUAAGCGUUACACACACAGACAGCUAUUGGGUUUUUAUAAUAAACUAUUUAUAGAAUUUUAUUAAUUGUGCGUUAUAUUUUAUAAAUGCCAGCGUCUCUAUUGAGUGCUAAAGGUUUUACUGGUUGUACGUUUCUCCGGAUAUAAAUGAAUACAUUCCUCAUCGGAUACAAAAAUAGAGGUUAUUAUUUUUACAGAAAUAAUUGAAAACUAAAUCCGGAUCAUGCGCAACCUCAAAAAGUACUUAAGCAAGGCUGAUGAAACAUAAAGGAUGAUGUUCAUAGAGGGUUGCAUGAGGAACAUGCAGAAAGUCUAUUAAUUGCCACUAAAAUAUUGCUACAAAAAAUUGGAGCCACCAAGAAAUAUUAAUUAAGAUUCCAUAAUAUUUGCCUAAACGCAAACGCAAGAAGCAAGAAUAUCCACUCGUUGUGUGCAAAGUGCGGAACUGAAGCUGGAAAUUUCCAGAUGAUUCAUCCAUCGGAAGCAACGUGCUUUUGUGUUCAUGUCUCCAAAGACUCGACCAACAAAACUGUAGUCCAUGGCGAUGAUCCAUCACGCAAUUUGUUUAAAAUUUUGGAUUAUGUUGGAUACAGCCAUGACAUGGUCGCAGAAAGGAGGAGAGUGUUUCAUGAGAAAGACGCGAUGAUUAAUAGUGCAAGAGAUGACGAAAUCGUCAGUGUAACAGCCGGCAGCAAGGCUGAAGGAUUCGCAUCAUGUUUUGAAAGCGACUACGACCGAUUGAACGUAUACACGAACAUCGUUUGUCAAUUUGAAAUUUGCCCAAACAUGUUUUCAAAGGAUUCAACAGAGUUUUGCAUGUUAGCGGAAGCAUGCCAUCCAGGACAUUACAAACUGAAGUUGUUAACAAGAGGUGCUAAGUUGCCGAAAAUCAUGGAAGAGUCUUUUGUCAAAAACCAUCAGGGAGAGACUUACAUUUCUAGUGAUUUAUUCACGAAGGAACUAGAGCAGACCGUUCCUAUGGAUACAGUUGGAGGAUGGAACAAAGGAACUAGGUCGGGGCCUGCCGUCCCCUCAACGCGUGGCAUAUACCACAGGGAUGACGUGUUUGCAUUUCGUUGCGUUGUCCAGAGAGAGCUUCUAGCUGACUGGGCUAAAAGGAGGAGACCCUUUGGUUGGCCAUGUGCUGACGUCAUAAAUGAAGUCAUAAAUCUAGAUGCGCAGCUAGUACCUGUUGGUUGUCAGGGUUCCAUAAAUCGGGGCAUGGAAUGGCGCAUCUGCUUUAUUUAUGGGGAAUUGAAGCUAACUUACACUUUAAACGAGUGUCAGUAUAAACUAUACAUUCUACUGAAAAUGAUUAACAAAGAGGUACUUCAUCCAAUCUGCAGUGAAAUGUCGUCUUACAUCAUGAAGAAUGUGACAUUCUGGGUUGUGGAGGCGCACAGUCAGGAGAUAUUCCGUGAUGAAAAUCUAAUGCACGUCUUACAAAUCGCUCUAAAAUUCCUGCAGACUGCACUGGUUGACAAUAAUCUUCCGUACUACAUGAUACCCGAGAGAAACCUUUUAGUUGGCCGUACUACUGAAAAAGAAAGGACUGGAUUGAUCAGCAAAAUAGAAGAACUUAUCACUGAAGAUGAACGGAUAAUUUAUCGGUUACCGAAACUACGUGAGGCUAUGGAAACUUUCCCUUUCGACGAACUUGAACAAACGGGAAAGCGUAGAGACAAAUUGGAACUGCUGGAGUUGAAGCGCCAGUAUAUUCUAGCGUCGUACUGGGCACCAAGUCUUCAACGGGAAGAGAUAGAUAAACUGUGUUGGCAUGACAAGAUAUACCGGGAUGCUAGGUAUGAAAUGUACGACAUGGUAUUGCCAACAUGGAGGGACUGUUUAACAGCGGAAAGUCGCAUGGAGACGUUGAACACAGUCAUACAAACCAUCGGGGACGCCGGUGCCUUCAAGGAUAAUUAUUUGAGAUUCGCCCACAGUUAUCUCAGUAUUGUAUGGCCUCAUUUGAAAUCGGAAGUUACGGUCAAGGAAGAUACAUCCGAAGAGCUGAUUGUUGAAAUGAUUGCAAUAUUACGGGUGAAAAUAGAGAGAGCGUUGUCGUAGAUUAUAAAUUCGAAUUGACACUGUUUCAUAUUGUAUUAACGUGUUUGACCUUGUUUGUAGAACAUAUGAGAAAUUUAUAUUUCUCACAAAGGGUCUCUUUUGGAUACUGGCAAACGAUAUGCUGUCGACAUAGUUGUUUUUACAUAUGUACUGACUUAUAUGCACAAUAGUACAAGUGUUUCACUCUUCAUAUUCAUUGUUUAAUCAUCUCGCAUGCAAUAUUGUGCAGUCAUAAUUAACAGGUGAAAUUUCCAUUUUAAUUAGUUUUGCUUUUGUAAUUAUAACACUUUUUUCAAGAUGCAAUAUGUGAUCACAGGUUUUCUGUUGAAUCUCAAAUUUAUA
Messenger RNA from Dreissena polymorpha, 2848 nucleotides. RefSeq lists its product as uncharacterized. NCBI's taxonomy places the organism in Eukaryota, Metazoa, Mollusca, Bivalvia, Myida, Dreissenidae. The coding region runs from base 905 to 2506 and encodes 533 amino acids. The record is from RefSeq and is a predicted model, not a curated record. The transcript is spliced from 3 exons.